Sphaeramia orbicularis (orbiculate cardinalfish) is the source of this 2375-nucleotide messenger RNA. RefSeq names its product IQ motif and ubiquitin domain containing (gene iqub). NCBI's taxonomy places the organism in Eukaryota, Metazoa, Chordata, Actinopteri, Kurtiformes, Apogonidae. Gene Ontology annotation, biological process: flagellated sperm motility; cilium assembly. Gene Ontology annotation, molecular function: protein binding. The record is from RefSeq and is a predicted model, not a curated record. Gene Ontology annotation, cellular component: acrosomal vesicle; motile cilium.
UGAAACUGGAUUUAUUUCUCAGUGUUUCUAAACCUGUUGCCUUUUUUAACGACGUUUGACAGAGUCGGUUCCUUAAAUAAAUAAGCUAAUAAAUAAUUUAGUCCGCUGUCAUGUCGGAGCAAACACAAACCCAAGAACAGAGUGUAAAAGAAGAGGAUGAGGAGGAGGAAAACACGGACAACAUUCAAGUACACGGACAGGACACGGAAAAUGAACCGCCAGAGGACGACAAAGAGCUGGAGAGGCAGCGAGAGGAGCCGCAGGAGGACCCGGCCACAGUGAAGGUGGUGCUGGUGCCAGAGGGUCAUGUGAUGACUGUAGCCUUUGCUAUUGGUCUCAGCAUUCAAGAGCUGAAAUGUCACCUGGCCUCAGAGCUCCGAGUUCCUGCAGAGGUGCUGCAGAUUUCUCUUGAUGGCAGGGUAGUAGAGGAGCAGCAGAGCCUUAUGGAGCUUGGGGUCCGGCCUCAUGGCUCCACCCGGAUAGAGAUGAGCUCCAUCGACCCAAACACUCACCCACUCCGUCCUGUUCGGCCUCCGGAGCAGGAUAACAUGCCAGACGUCAUCACUGUCCGAGUCCAACCAGGUGACGGAGUCUUCCAGGAGGUGGUGGUGGAGAUCGAGCGCCCCCCUCAGCAGAAAGCUUUCCUGGGUGGAUACAGACAUCGACUGACAAAUGCGGAGUAUCACCAUGCCACCACCCAGACCCUGCCCAGGAGGAGACCGGAUAAAGGUGUGAUCAUCUUUAACCGUGAAACACAGACUGUAAAGACACUUGAAAAGUCUCAAGCUACUCCGUGUUCAGCCUCCACCCAGACGUCUGGAAUUGGUUGUUACAUCUCCUGUAUGAACGACAAACUGGUCACCCCUGGAAGAUACAUGACUGCUGCUGAGUAUCAUGACAGACGGCUGAAAGCUGUGAUCUAUCUGCAGACAUGCACCCGACGCUGGUUGGCUCAGCAGAAAGUGGAGUGUAUAAAGCGGGAGCGGGAUCGGCGUCUGGCCUGGCUGGAGAUGCGUGAAAGACAGAGGUUGGAAGAGAAGAAGGAACAAAUGAGAGAUCGCCGCCAACGCUUCUGGAACCCACAGAAGAGGGAGGACUUCAACCUGAUGUACCAGGCGCUGGAGAAGUGGAGAUGUGAGGAGGAGGAGCAGAUAAAUUCCACCUUGAGAGGAGCUGAGAAGAAGGCAGCACUCUGCUUUUUGUUGGAGAAGGAGAUCACUUUCAAUGCAAUAGGACGCCAUCGCAUCGCUGUCCACAACAACAACUAUGACCAAACUGUCAGGAACAUUCUAGAUAAGUCUGCAGCUCCUCACCGAUGGCUAGCAAAAGAUGGACAAAUGGUCGAGAUGGACACUGAGCACACUAUCAGAGCCAGAGAACUGCGAGAUCUGUACAACAGCAUCAGCCUGUCACCUGUUAAAAAGGAGGAGCGGCUCCAUGUCCUGAUGACACUCAAACACACCGUCAUGGAGCAUGACUGUCAGCUGACCCGGGACCUUGUAGAGUUGAUUGACAGGGAGGUGGACCUGAUGACUCGAGGGAUUAAGGCAGCCAGUCUGGUGGGUCUGCGGAGAAGAAUCAGCACUUUGUUCCUUCAGUACAUCAAAACACCAGCAUUUAACCCUGAAAUAGCCAAGCUGCUGAAGGUUCCUCAGAAUCCCUCCGAGCUGAGGAGCGACAUGUUCCUCUGCCGUAGCUGUGGUCGCCACCUCGGCUCUGCCAACUUCAGCCGAUCUGCCAGCGCCGGCUUCAGCAACCGGUGCAGAGACUGUACCAGACUGGACAAUAUUUCACGAGGCCGCAAUGACUUUUCCUGCUACAAAAACAUCCUCAAGAAACUGAGAGACUAUGAACAGCAGCUCGACACAGACGCAAAGAUCCCCUUCCUGCUACAGGUGGAGGACAUGCAGUAUCUGGUUAAGGUCAUCUGGACAUCCCGCUCAGCUCUCAGUGCUGACAGUGAUCUCUACAACCUGGUGUUUGUCCGCUGGGAUCGUCAAAGGAACUGGAGCCCCUGGAACUGCAUCCUUCUGUCCAAAGAAGAGACAGCAGCUCACCUGGAGCUGGAGGAUGUCAGCGAGGCUUACGGGCAAACAUUUGUUCAGAGUAUCAAACACAAACACUUGGUGGCCCUUCGACACUUCAGUCAGAUCCCUGAGAUGGCCAAGUACCUGGACUCCCAAAUGACCACUACCCUGGGCAACCAGCUUGUCUCCAAGCCCAUCACCAUGGCAACAGGCAAGCAUGUCACCAAGACUAUACAAGACACGACUCAUUAAGAAACACCCUGUGGUUUUAUUACUUUUAAGCUUUUCUCCCUCCUGUAUAUGGUCUGUUUGUGCCGAGGAUAAUUCAAAUAAAAUGACUUUAAAUCA